CUCGCUUCCCAGAGUGAUAAUGAUCUUCAAUUUUUCAUUGUAUUCUAAUGUACACAACUACUGGUUUCCAAGAAGAAACUUCAAACGGGUUUCCUCUUCUUUCGAGGUCAAUUAGAUUGUAUGCACUUAUCGUUGAAGAUCUAAUCAGGAACAGUGUAACUGAAAUCUGAAAUUGAAGUCGCAUUUGCGCCGGUUCAACUGCAAGUGGCCAAUAGAUCCCAAAGGAUUCUCCGUGUCUAAGUUUUGUAAAGCUUAUAUGCCGUGGCCAAAUGCAGAGGAAAAUCUUGAUCUUCCUGUGCGUUGUUACCUGGAUUGUUAUUUUCUUUGUGUGGAGGACGCUGUUUUGGACGCGAGCUUAUGAUACCACAAAUAUGCAGAUGGUAUCAGUGGGUAAUUAUCUUCAAGAGCAGAUUAGUUUAUUGAGUGAAAAGGUGAAUGAGAGCAAAAAGGCUACUAUUAAUGCUAUGAAGACUUUCAAUGACAAGAUAAAUCAGACAGUGACUAGUUUGGAUAAGAAGGUCAAAAAGCUAGGAGAGGCAGUUUUACAGAGGCACCAAAAAGCCAAGCAGGCUCUGCAAGUAUUAAGUGACGGAGUAAAUCAAAAUAAAGAGGAGAAAGUUGAAGAAUAUACUCCAACAGCUACAUCAUUGAGAACUAGGGGAAGAGAUAUAAGAUCAAGUGCUUUUAAAAAUGAAAUGUGUAUUGAUUCAGUGGAGAAGCCAACAGGAAGUGAUGUUGAAUUGUACGAAUGCCAUGGUGAAGGAAGAAACCAGGCUUGGGCUUUAUCAAAUGGGUUUAUCAAAAACUAUGUUCAUGACAUUUGCUUGAGGUCUGCUGAUGGUUUUUAUGGAAGCUCAGUACAGACAGCAACAUGUGAUACUGAUGACAUAAAUCAGAAAUGGAGACAUGAAAAUGGAGCUAUCAUGUUAGGGGAUGAUGAGAAUGACAAUAAAUGCCUUGAGGUCGACAUUACAACCAAGAAACUUAUGAUCAGAGCUUGUGACAGCAAGAAAGAAUCUCAGCUUUGGAAGUUAUGACGUGGGCAUGUUGGAAGAUGUGAAGCUAAUUUAGUGUCAAUGUUGAUUGAAUUUUUAGCUCUGUUUGGAGUAUAAAAUAGUUAUGUUAUAAUUAUGAUAGUAAUAUAUUAGGUAGUGAUAAUAUCAACUGAACAAAUAUGUUGAUGGACAAAUGAAGAUAUUUUGCAGAAAUUUCUCUUAUUAAUGAUGACAGAUUGUAUUUUAGAAAUACAUACCAUGCAUGUAUAUUAGUUUUUAUUAUAUAGAUAUACAGCUGCCAAAGUAGCUGAAGUUCUUUGAUUGGGCUAGGCUUGCUGUUUGUUUACAUAGAAAGAAAAACAGGAAGAAAAAACACAGUUGACAAAGGCCAAUAAGGGCUAAUUAAUAUAGCUGCAUGAAAAUUCAAAGAGCAAAUAAUUCUUAGACAUAUUGCUUAUUAUAGAAAUUAUUAAUUAACUCAGGUGGUGCAGGUUAGGGUUUCUGCUCAUGGUUUUACUGAAAUAAUAAAUAUUUUAUAAUUACAUGUGGGGAAAUUUGAAGAAGAAAGAUGAAAAAUAGAAAACAAAUUACUAAUUAAGAGUAUUACUUAUCUAGAGGGAGAGGAUCUGAUUAUAUAUUCCUAAAGGGAUAGCGAUUAUGACCACUGUUAAUUCAUCACUAAUAAUAACUUAUAAUUAGUGGUGAUUUUUAUCAUUAUCAUUAUCAUCAUCUUUCUUGUUACCAUUAUCAGAAUUUUAAUUAUCAUUAUCAUUAUGGUCGUAAUUAUUAUAAUUAUUUUUUUUUCUGUAGCUAUAAAAGAUGUGCUACUCUAUCUGGUUAGUGUGGUUUUUCAAGUGUUCAUAAUUUAGCUUGUAACAGUAAUAAGAGAGUAAAAUGCUUGAGUAAAGA
Molecule: messenger RNA, 1904 nt
Organism: Pocillopora verrucosa
Lineage: Eukaryota; Metazoa; Cnidaria; Anthozoa; Scleractinia; Pocilloporidae
Biological process (GO): protein O-linked glycosylation
Cellular component (GO): Golgi apparatus
Molecular function (GO): polypeptide N-acetylgalactosaminyltransferase activity
Source: RefSeq, a predicted model, not a curated record